GAAGUUUUAUAAUAUUGUGAAUCCGCGGACAUAUUGAAAUGGACGGUUUAAAUUUAAUAUUAUAUUUUCUUGUUGGAGAGUUUCUGUGUAUUUCUUGCUGUAUGAAUAGAGCAGCUUCGGGAUGACUGAGAUUGUUCAUAAACGGCAGGGGCUACCCUACGACCAUCUGGCAAUGAUAAGCACAUCUAUUACUUCAGAUACGAAAUAUUACGUCUUACCGUCGAACUACUCCACUGAAGACCUCAUGACGGGCAAUAUACCAUGCGUGCUAGGGAAACCUAUUCACUCAGACACACCGGAUGUGAGCGGUGAUCAUAACUAUGCUGUUACUGAUCGUGACUUGUUUCUUAUUGUUGAUGAUAUACAACAGGAAACACUGUGGACUGGGUACAGAAAUGACAUCUAUGAGCAUGGUCUACAGGGCGUUCUUCUUGUCGAUAAUAAACACCCUAUUGUAUCUUUUUUACCAAUGGACCUUCUGACAAAUAUUAGCUUUCUCGCGCUUUGUGAACAAGAUACAGGUGACAACGAGCAAGUGACGAAAGGAACUGAGAAUGGGAAGACUGAAACAAAAAUGUUGAUUAUUAUUUACACAGUAUCUGCUGGAUCAUUUCUGACCAUUUCCAUACUGGUCAUGACUAUCAUUAUCUUAAAAUGCAAAAUAAACCGACAAGUGUCACAAGAGAGUCGACCAGCCGUUUCGAAUGCAGCAUACCAAGAUGAGGGGUCGACAAUUUCUAACACACGUGGAAAUGAAACACAAAGUGAAAGUGCUCCUCCGAACAAUGAACGUAAAGAUUAUGAGCAAAUUCGUGAUUCUCAUAUCUUAAAUCAAAGCACACCAGCUCCUGAUAAUGAAUAUGACCAUAUCACAACUGGAAUACUGAACAACACGCCACAAUCUUCGAGCCUGUGUUAUGACAGACUUGAGGAAAAUAACACAAUAGAACAUACACGUGAUAGCAAUGAGGCUCAAACAAAUGUUGAAAAGUCUGAUGUUCUAGUUCCCACGGCAACACCAACAGCAGGCUUACUGGAGAACGAAACGGAAGAAAAAACUGAUGGUUGAUAUUCACAGAAAGCACACAUUCGCCUACACGUAAAUUAACUGUAUCAUUGAAGUAUGUUCUUUUCUACGGAGUACUCCUUUUUGACUGUAUUUAUUAACACUCACACUGAACAUCGAAACGGAAUGAAAAAAAAUCAAAUAUCUGACUCCAUGUCGACGUAAUCCCGAAUUAUCACAGUAUUUGAUACAUUAAGUAGCCUAGCACUAAAUGUUACAAACAACUGCUAAUGUUUGAUUUUCAAACUGUUCAACGUUUGUUAUAUGGUGCUGAAGUCUGGGAUAUAUACGAUUUCAAGGAGAUAUAUUUAUAACAUUUAGAAGUCUCUAAGGAGUACUUGGUGUUAAACCAGGGACAUAAGACGCUGCAUUUUUGGUGAGCAAGCACUUAACGAAGUACUGGCAAAUAGUCAUGAACAUGGCAGACCCGACAAUGCAUUUACUGGUCCUUAUUAACGUUACUAAUAUUGCU
Molecule: messenger RNA, 1538 nt
Organism: Mya arenaria
Lineage: Eukaryota; Metazoa; Mollusca; Bivalvia; Myida; Myidae
Exons: 7
Coding region: 122-1069 (315 amino acids)
Source: RefSeq, a predicted model, not a curated record